AUGCUUCUUUCUAGCCUCCUUGUGGGCAUAGGGCUUUUCGCCAACGUGGAGGGAGCUCUCACUCGCGUCACCGACUUUGGCACCAACCCGGCUGGUAUCGAGAUGUAUAUCGAUGCCUCUGGUGCCGCUUCUCGUGGAGCCCCAAUCAUUGUAGGACUUCACGGAUGUCACGGCACAGCCCAAGGCUAUUAUCAGGACGGUAACAUGGCGACCCUAGCCAAGCAAAGGGGUGCUAUUCUGAUUUAUCCUUCUUCCACUCAUGAUUUACUAUGUUGGGACUGUGGCACAAGUGCGAGUCUCACUCGUUAUGGAGGAGGUGACCCGACAAGCAUUGUUCAAAUGGUCGACUACGCUAUCGGUAAAUAUAAUGCUGAUGCCGAUCGUGUAUUCAUCGUCGGUACCUCAUCAGGCGCCAUGAUGGGAAAUGUUCUCUCUGCUAUUUACCCUGACGUUUUUAGCGCGGCCGUUGUCUAUUCAGGUACUGCUGCUGGAUGCAUGGCUGUCCCGCCUGGAACUCCCCCAAACCCAUAUGAUCCCUGUGGGCUGGGACGUAUCACUAAGACCCCUCAGCAGUGGGGCAAUAUUGUUCGAGGUUACUACCCUGGAUAUACUGGCGCGUAUCCACGCAUGCAGAUCUGGCAUGGCACGGCCGACACUACUGUUGUAUAUCACAACUUCGACGAGGAACUGAAGGAGUGGUCCAACGUGCUUGGAGUUUCGUUCGGAAGGAAUUCGACAAACAACCCACAGUCUGGUUAUACAGAGAUGAUUUACGGCACAGGAGAUACUCUUGUCGGGUACAGCGCACGUGGCGUAGGCCAUGUUGUUCCCCAACAUCCCACACAAGCUUUGAGCUGGUUUGGUCUUUGA
Messenger RNA from Truncatella angustata, 870 nucleotides. RefSeq names its product putative Acetylxylan esterase A. Lineage: Eukaryota; Fungi; Ascomycota; Sordariomycetes; Amphisphaeriales; Sporocadaceae. The coding region runs from base 1 to 870 and encodes 289 amino acids. Gene Ontology annotation, molecular function: hydrolase activity. The record is from RefSeq and is a predicted model, not a curated record. Gene Ontology annotation, cellular component: extracellular region. The transcript is spliced from 3 exons.